This is a messenger RNA of Bipolaris oryzae ATCC 44560, 13044 nucleotides long. RefSeq lists its product as uncharacterized. The transcript is spliced from 3 exons. Gene Ontology annotation, molecular function: dynein light intermediate chain binding; ATP hydrolysis activity; ATP binding. The record is from RefSeq and is a predicted model, not a curated record. The coding region runs from base 1 to 13044 and encodes 4347 amino acids. Lineage: Eukaryota; Fungi; Ascomycota; Dothideomycetes; Pleosporales; Pleosporaceae. Gene Ontology annotation, cellular component: dynein complex. Gene Ontology annotation, biological process: microtubule-based movement.
AUGGAGGGACCAUUGAACCCAGGGGCCCCGAAUGGCAAUGGCAGCAUACGCACUCCCAGUCCCUCACCGCCCUCGAUAGAUCCCCAGCUCAUUGUAGACCACCUGGAAAAGGUGCUCGAUGUCAGCCUGGGCGCCUCCAAGGAGGACCUGUAUGCCCCCGGCAGUCUGCUGUCGUCGGCCAAACUCCCGGAUACACUGCAACGAUGCGCCCGCUUCGCCUCCGAGGGGCAAUCGGUGCUGUAUGUAGUUAAGGACCGGGCAGAUGAGCCUCGUAUCGAUGGCUUGGAAAGCGCGAAUAGCAAGUUCCCCUCUACUGCGGAUGAUGGAGCAUCCACACUGACUGAAAAUGCAGGCGCCACCCAACAUUUUACCUACACCCUCUCGAGUGAGAUUACCGCUUCUCCCACUUGUGCCGCCUUUGUUGUUAUUUCCAAGCGACCGAUACCCAUAGACCCCGCGAUACCCCUUAGCCAGCAGGUCCUUAUUCAGACCCUGCCCGGCUUUAUACUUUCUAAUAAUGCUUCUUCGCCCGACGGCACGCCCUACGAAUUCCUUCGUUCGCUCAUACAGUCGGCCGUCGAGCCCUACUUUGACACGUACACAAAGAGUCAGCGUGACUUGGCGGGAAAAUACAGCAAGGGUGACAAUGAUGCGAGGACGGGUAUUUCAGCAACAAGGAAGAAGAUUGCAGAGUUGGCUGUGAGCUUGGGCAACCUUGAGCAGAAUGUCGAGAUUCCUGAACUGCUUCUGCCUCUGCAUCCACUUAUCCAGAGUGCUUUGGACGAGGCCAAUCAGCGCGGUGUGAAGCCCUCUCCAGAGCUUAUCCCCGCUGCCAUUGUGCAGGACAGCAGUUUUCUCAACGGAUUGCAGGCGACGGUCAAUGGAUGGAUUAAGUCGAUACAGACCAUUACAAAGACUUCUCGCGACGUGUCGACCGGAACAGCUGCGCAGGAGAUCAAUUUCUGGAUUUCCAUGGAGUCAAGGCUGCACGAUAUCGAGACGCAGCUUGGAAGCCCUGGUGUCAGGCUCACGCUGGACGUGUUGAAAAAUGCAAAGCGUUUCCAAGCAACUGUCAGUUUCAGCGCAGACACUGGUCUGAAGGAGAGUACGGAUCUUGUGCAAAAGUACAACCAGCUUAUGCGCGAAUUCCCGCUCGAUCAGCUACUGUCUUCAACUUCACUCCAGGCAGUUCAGGAAGCAAUUCAAUCCAUCUUCAGCCAUAUGAACAAGAAACUCCGCAUUUGCCCCUACCCUGUCCGUCGCGCCUUGCCCCUCGUAGAGGCGAUUUCUGGUGAUCUCGACAAACAAUUGCAUAAUCUGCUCCAUGGCAAGACGCUCAUGCACAUGGAUUACCCCGAAUUCCAGGCCAUCAUGGCGGUUGCUGAGAGCAUCUGGCGCACUUGGGAGGAGAAUGUCAAGGAGUUCACUAACGUUGCGCGUGAAGUGACGAGGCGAAGGAACGAGAAGUUUAUUCCCAUCAAGAUUGCUGCGCGACACAAGGAGACGGAGGAGCGCAUUCGUUACAUUACUACUUUCCGCAAGAACCAUGAGCAGCUCCAGCGAACCAUUGUCAAUGUCCUCGGAACCCAGUCGUCCUUGGCUGAGAGUGCACCAGCCAAGGAGGCGGUCAUUAUCGAAGAGAUUGGUGACGUGGAUGCUGUCAAGGAGGUCAAGGAAGCGUAUGACGUUCUGAAAGAUGUGGAUGUUCUGGACGUGUCACCCGAGGGCACACGACUGUUUGAGCAAGCAGAGCAAAAGUACAACGAGCGUACGUCGCGUGUUGAAAACUCUAUCAUUGCCAGGCUGAGAGACCGCCUCGGUACCGCCAAGACGGCGAGUGAGAUGUUCCGCGUCUUCUCCAAGUUCAACCCGCUGUUUGUGCGACCAAAGAUUCGGGGUGCUAUCUCCGAGUACCAAACGCAGCUUAUCGAGAAUGUCAAACAAGACAUCUUGGCCCUUCAUGAGCGCUUCAAGCGACAGUACGGCAACUCCGAAGCUCAUGCCAUGGCACAGCUUCGCGAUUUCCCUCCUGUAUCUGGUGCCGUCAUCUGGGCCCGUCAGAUUGAAACCCAACUGGAGACUUAUAUGGGAAAGGUCGAAGACAUCCUCGGCAAAGACUGGGCGCUCCAUGCGGAAGGUCAAAAGCUUCAAGCUGAAAGUAGUAUGUUCAAGAAGAAGCUCGACACCAGGCCCAUCUUUGAGUCGUGGCUCCAGGAGGUCGCGAGGAGAAAGCUGUCCAUCUCUGGACGACUUUUUCUUGUCAACAGAAAUCGUGCUGCUGGUAACAUCCUUGAGCUGAAUGUCAACUUUGAUGCGCAAGUCAUUGCGCUUUUCAAGGAGGUUCGCAACCUGACAUGGCGUGGUUAUCAGGUCCCACACGGCAUCAACAACAUCUCGAAGGAGGCGAAGCGUGUCUACCCUUACGCAGUCAGCCUUAUGGAGAGUGUCCGUACAUACACUCAGACUGUGCGUUCAAUCACCGAGAUGGGCAGUGUUGCUCUGCUCCUUAACAAUUAUGUAAACGAUGUUCAAGCACUUGUUGGCAAGGGUGUACCGCUCAAGUGGGAGUCAUUUGUUCAUGCCUAUGACCUCCAUGUUCGACAGUCUGGUUUCCCUGUUGGUGGUGGUAGCGUCCGCAGCGAGAGCAAGCACGUCCAGUUUGUUCGCGACUUCGCUGCAGCGACAUCCCUACUUCAGCUGAAGGUUGCCACUUUGGUAAACAUCAAUGCUGCAGUUGAGAAGGCAUUGAAGGAUCUGGAAACAUGCUCGUACACCAAGGAUGCGUUCCAACAAAACCUCGAAACCAUUCAAAAGUCUAUUGAUCAGCUUAACCUCGAGAAUUACGCCAACCUUGCUUCUUGGGUCUCGGACAUGAACGCCCGCAUCGAGUCUAUCUUACUAAUCCGACUCAGCAGGGCUAUUGCUUUGUGGAUUGAGAUCUUCAACAACAUUGAUGAAGAAAAUCAAGACCGCCGUCCAGUCAGCGAGCCUGCGUCUACCGAGAUCCCAGAGGUGAAGCCGACCUUGGCUCGGUUGACGCUCGAGAUUACCAUGCGGAAUCAGGUCAUCUACCUCAGCCCUCCUGUGGAGUACGCUCGAGCAAGUUGGCUUGAGCAGCUUCAGCAAUGGCUCGCCAUUGUUUGCACCCUCCAGAAGAUCAAGGCCUCGCGAUAUGAAAUCAGACUUGAAGCAACCAACGAUACUUCCGUCAAUCAAUUCUCCGACCUACCAAGCCGAUGUACCGACUCACUUAUUGAGGUUUAUGGUGCUGUGGAGGGAAAGCUCCGCGACAUUUCCUCUUACGUCGAUGAGUGGCUCCAGUUCCAAUCCCUAUGGGAUCUGCAGUCCGACCACGUCUAUGAUAUCCUUGGUGAGGAUCUUUCCCGAUGGUUGCAACUUCUCCAGGAGAUUCGCAAGACUCGUGCCACCUUCGACAACUCGGACAUCAGUCGCCAAUUUGGCUAUGUCACAGUCGACUACGAGCAAGUGCAGGUCAAGGUCAAUGCCAAGUAUGAUCAGUGGCAACAAGAGAUCCUUACCAAGUUUGCUAGCAGGCUCGGUCAGCGCAUGACUGACGUAUAUGUGCAAAUUGAGAAGGCUCGCAAGGACCUUGAGAUGCAGACACUCGAGGCGUCCUCAACUGCUCAGGCUGUCUCCUUCAUUACCACUGUUCAGCAGUGCAAGAGAAAGGUUAUGGAAUGGGAACCAGAGAUUUCUACGUUCCGUCAGGGUCAAGCCACGUUAGCUCGUCAGCGCUACCAAUUCCCAUCUGACUGGCUGCAGAUGGAGCAAAUCGACCACGAAUGGCAGACACUGAAUGAGGUCUUGGAGAGGAAAAACAAGAUCGCGAAUGACCAAGCUGACGCAUUGAAAGCUAAGAUCGCUGCGGAAGACAAGGUCGUCAACCAGAAGAUCAUUGAUAUCACAGGAGAGUGGGCUGAGGAGAAGCCUGUGGCUGGAAAUCUUGCACCUGCAGAUGCUUCAGCCAUUUUGGCUAAAUUCGAUCAGAAGCUCAGCCAACUUCAGAAUGAGUCUACUAAUAUCUCAAAAGCCAAGGAGGCUCUUAGCUUGCCACCUUCUCCAGAGAAUGCACUUGAGACUCUAUUGGAAGAAGUGCAAGAUUUCAAGUCGGUCUGGUCUGCACUUGGCACGAUCUGGGCCAGCAUUGAUGAUCUUCGUGAGGUCUUGUGGACUAGCAUCCAGCCUCGUAAACUGCGACAAAACCUCGACAACCUACUCAAGAUGACUAAAGAUAUGCCCAGCCGCAUGCGACAAUACCAGGCUUUCGAGUACGUUCAGACGACCCUCAAGCAGCUGCUCAAGGAGAACGCUAUCCUAGCAGAAUUGCGCUCCGACGCUGUGAAGGAACGCCACUGGACGAGGAUCUUCAAGAACCUGAGGCCGCACAAGCGAUACUCUGCUAUUUCCAUGACUCUCGGUGAUGUGUGGGAUCUCAAGCUUGGCCCUAGCGAGAAGAUUAUUCGCGAUGUCAUCACUCAAGCUGCAGGUGAAAUGGCGCUUGAAGAGUUCUUGAAGCAGGUCCGUGAGACCUGGCAAAACUACGCUUUGGAACUUGUCAACUACCAGAACAAGUGCCGUCUCAUCAGGGGUUGGGACGACUUGUUUGCGAAGUGCAGUGAGAACCUCAACUCCCUCCAGGCUAUGCGCCAUUCACCGUACUACAAAGAGUUUGAGGAAGAGGCGUCGUCUUGGGAAGACAAGCUCAACCGUGUGCACGUCCUUUUCGAUGUCUGGAUUGAUGUACAGCGUCAAUGGGUUUACCUUGAGGGCGUGUUCACAGGCAACGCUGAUAUCAAGCACCUUCUCCCCAUGGAAUCAGCUCGUUUCCAAAACAUCAACUCUGAGUUCUUGUCCGUUAUGAAGAAGGUUUCGCGCCAGCCCUUUGUACUCGAGGUUCUCAACAUCUCGGGAGUCCAAAAGUCGCUUGAGCGCCUCGCUGAGCUUCUUAACAAGAUCCAAAAGGCGCUUGGAGAGUACCUGGAGCGCGAGCGUGUUUCGUUCCCUCGCUUCUACUUUGUUGGUGACGAAGAUUUGCUGGAGAUUAUCGGUAACAGCAACGACGUUCUGCGCAUCGCUAAACACCUGCGGAAGAUGUUUGCUGGUAUCUCUGGACUUAUCACUGACGAGGAUGGCGUCAUUCAAGGGUUCACUUCUAAGGAGGGAGAGGAGGUCCAACUUCGCAAGGAAAUCUCGCUCGUCAAAACACCCAGGAUCAAUGAAUGGCUCGGUGCUCUCGAGGCCAACAUGAAGACCACUCUCGCCGAGCUUACAUAUGAGGCCUACGAAGAGUUUGCUCAACUCGCCGAGCCUGAUACAAUAGAUCCGGACGCUUUUACGGAGUACAUUUCCAAGUACCCUGCUCAAGUUGUCGUUCUGGGAACGCAGAUUGCCUGGACUCAUGCUGUGGAGAGGUCGCUCGCUGAAGAGGGGGCUACCUUGCCCAAGCUUUACGAGAAGCAAGUCAACGUUCUGAAGCUGCUCGCUACCGCUGUCUUGGGCGACCUUGAACCCAUUCAGCGCCGCAAGUGCGAGGAUCUUAUCACCGAGUUUGUCCAUCAGCGCGAUGUCAUUCAUAGGCUUGACAAGGUUGGCGCACGCUCACCAACGCAUCACAUGUGGCUACUUUGUAUGCGAUAUGUAUACGAGCCUGGCAAUGAUCUGCUCCAACGACUGAGGAUUAAGAUGGCAAACGCUGUUCUCGACUACGGUUUCGAAUACUUGGGUGUCGCUGAUCGCCUUGUGCGCACGCCUCUUACCGACCGCUGUUUCCUUACUCUUACUCAAGCGCUUUGUCAACGACUUGGUGGCUCUCCCUAUGGUCCAGCUGGUACCGGUAAGACUGAAUCAGUCAAGGCUCUUGGUGUGCAGCUUGGACGAUUUACUCUAGUCUUCUGCUGUGAUGACACAUUCGAUUUCCAGGCCAUGGGUCGUAUCUUCCUUGGUAUUUGCCAGGUUGGUGCUUGGGGAUGUUUCGACGAGUUCAACCGUCUGGAAGAGCGUAUUCUCUCAGCCGUGUCUCAACAAAUUCAGAACAUUCAACUCGGUCUCAAGAAGGGUGCCGAGGAUGAAAAGUCACAGAUUGAACUCAUUGGCCGCCAGCUGAAGGUCAAUGGUAACACUGGAGUUUUCAUUACCAUGAAUCCUGGCUAUGCGGGUCGUUCCAACUUGCCCGACAAUCUCAAGAAGCUUUUCCGAAGCGUUGCCAUGUCCAAGCCUGACAAGGAGCUUAUUGCUGAAGUUAUGCUGUACUCCCAGGGUUUCUCCCAAGCCAAGGAGCUGUCGAAACAAGUUGUACCAUUCUUCGACAGGUGUUCGUCAGGACUUUCCAAGCAGGCUCACUAUGAUUUUGGUCUCCGUGCGCUCAAGAGUGUGCUUGUCAGCUCUGGUGGGCUGAAGCGUGCUCGCCUCGCUCAUCAACAAGAUACUACAACACUGGAUGAAGAAGGCAUGGAGCCCCAGAUUAUCAUUCAGAGUUUGCGCGAGACCAUUGCACCAAAGCUCAUCCGUUCUGAUGUCGAGCUUUUGAUGGCGAUCCAGGAAGAGUCAUUCCCUGGUGUUCAGUACAUUCCUGCUCCUCUCGACAAGCUGACUGAAGCGAUCCACAAGUGCGCUGCCGAGUCCAAGCUUGUUGUCAGUGACGCAUGGAUGACAAAGAUUGUCCAAUUGUACCAGAUCCAGAAAUUGCAUCACGGUGUCAUGAUGGUCGGAUCUUCCGGUUCUGGAAAGUCUGCAGCUUGGAGGACACUUCUCUCCGCUCUGCAGGCUGUAGAGGGCGUUGAGGGUGUCUGCCACGUUAUUGACCCCAAGGUCAUGUCCAAGGAGCAGCUUUAUGGAACGCUCGACAGUACCACGCGUGAGUGGACAGACGGUCUUUUCACUAGCAUUCUCCGCAAGAUCGUAGACAACCUUCGUGGUGAAGACAGCAAGCGUCACUGGAUCGUAUUCGACGGUGAUGUUGACCCAGAAUGGGUUGAGAACUUGAACUCCGUGCUCGAUGACAACAAGCUUCUCACGCUGCCGAACGGAGAACGUCUAAACCUUCCGUCCAAUGUCCGCAUCAUGUUCGAAGUCGAGACUCUCAAGUACGCUACGCUUGCUACAGUCUCUCGUUGCGGUAUGGUCUGGUUCAGUGACGACACUGUCGAGGUAGACAUGAUGAUCAAGAACUACAUUGAGCAUCUCAAGACUGUGCCGUUUGAGGAUAUCGAGGAUGACUCGGUUGCGCCUGGACAGAUGUCGCAGAAGACUCUUACCACACAAGGAGUCAUCGCCGACUUCCUACACAUCAAGCUUACUCAAGACCGCUUCAUUGAAAAGGCUCUCAGUAUGGCCAGGAAAUUCAAGCACAUCAUGGAGUACACUGACAUCCGUGCACUCAACACGCUGUUCUCGUUACUCAACAAGGCUUGCCGCAAUGUGCUUGAGUACAAUGUGCAGCACCCAGACUUCUCUCUUGAAGACGACAAGAUGGAGACAUAUCUCGCCAAGAAGCUGCUUGUCGCUCUGGUCUGGGCAUUGGUUGGUGACUGUCCUCUCAGGGAGCGUAAAGAGUUCGGUGACCUUAUCGCUGGUCUUACCGAUGUCGAGCUUCCUACUCUUAACGAGACCACUUCGCUCAUCGACUAUGAUGUCAAGCCUGACAGACCCGAGUGGGACACAUGGCAGAGCCAGGUACCCAACGUCGAAGUCAACACUCACUCUGUUACUCAGACGGAUGUGGUUAUUCCUACCCUUGAUACUGUUCGUCACGAGGAUGUUCUUUACUCCUGGCUCGCAGAACACAAGCCAUUGCUGCUUUGUGGUCCUCCAGGUUCCGGAAAGACUAUGACCUUAUUCAGUGCACUCCGCAAGCUCCCCAAUAUGCAGGUCGUGGGUCUCAACUUCUCCAGUGCGACCACACCAGAUCUCCUUAUCAAGACGUUCGAGCAGUACUGCGAGUACAAGAAGACUCUCAAUGGUGUUCAGCUUACUCCUACCCAAGUUGGUCGUUGGCUGGUCAUUUUCUGCGACGAGAUCAACUUGCCUGCGCCAGAUAAGUAUGGUACGCAGCGAGCUAUUUCUUUCCUCCGGCAGCUUGUUGAGCACAAUGGUUUCUGGAGGACUUCAGACAAGACCUGGGUUACUCUUGAUCGCAUCCAAUUCGUCGGUGCUUGUAACCCUCCAACCGACGCUGGUCGUACGCCCAUGGGUCUCCGCUUCCUGCGCCACGCUCCCCUCAUCAUGGUUGAUUAUCCAGGAGAGCAGUCACUUCUUCAAAUUUACGGUACCUUCAACACUGCGGUGCUUAAGAUCAUUCCCACACUGCGUGGUUAUGCCGACGCCCUCACUAAGGCAAUGGUUCAGCUCUAUAGCGAGUCUCAAAAGCGCUUUACGCCCGAUAUCCAACCUCAUUAUGUUUACUCACCUCGUGAGCUUACUCGAUGGGUUCGUGGUAUCUAUGAGGCACUUCGACCACUCGAGACUCUCCCUGUAGAGGGCCUUGUUAGGAUCUGGGCACACGAAGCCUUGCGCUUGUUCCAGGAUCGUCUUAUCGCAGAAGAAGAGAGGAAAUGGACUGAAGAGUGUGUCCACCGCGUUGCUACCGAGCAUUUCCCCACAAUCGACGAGGAGAAGGCUCUCGGAGGCCCCAUUCUGUUCUCCAACUGGCUUUCUAAGAACUACGUGCCAGUUGAGCGUGAACAACUCCGUGAGUUUGUCAAGGCCCGAUUGCGUACUUUCUGUGAGGAAGAAGUCGAUGUUCCUCUCAUUCUCUUCAACGAUGUGCUUGAGCACGUACUACGCAUUGAUCGUGUUUUCCGUCAACCACAGGGUCAUCUUAUCCUUAUCGGUGUUAGUGGAUCUGGUAAGACCACUCUAUCACGUUUCGUCGCCUGGAUGAACGGUCUGAGUGUCUACCAGAUCAAGGUUCACGGCAAAUACUCUGGCGAUGAUUUCGACGAAGAUUUGCGUACUGUGCUCCGACGCUGCGGUUGCAAGGGCGAGAAGAUUUGCUUCAUCAUGGACGAAGCUAAUGUCCUUGACUCUGGUUUCCUCGAACGCAUGAAUACACUUCUUGCCAACGCCGAGGUUCCUGGUUUGUUUGAGGGUGAUGAGUACGCCUCUUUGCUUACCGCCAUUAAGGAAGGUGCCCAGCGCCAGGGUAUCAUUCUCGACUCUCAGGACGAAUUGUACAAAUGGUUCACGGAGCAGAUUGUCAAGAACCUCCACGUUGUUUUCACCAUGAACCCUCCAGAAGGAAGUCUGUCUUCAAAGGCUGCAACGAGUCCUGCGCUUUUCAACCGUUGCGUGCUCAACUGGUUCGGAGACUGGUCCGAUCAAGCACUCUACCAGGUUGGCUCCGAACUCACACAGUCUGUUGACUUGGAUCGCACAAACUACACCGCUCCGGAUAGUAUCCCUGUUGCCUACCGCGGACUUACUCUACCACCAUCUCACAGGGAGAGUGUGGUUAAUGCCAUGGUCGCUGUACACCACUCGCUCCGAAGCAAGAACGCGAAGUUGCAGAAGACGCAAAAUCGCAAGAUGUAUCUCACACCACGACACUUCCUAGACUUCGUCGCUCAAUACGUCAAGCUGUACAACGAGAAGCGUGAAGAUCUAGAAGAACAACAACGUCAUCUUAACGUCGGUCUAGAGAAACUUCGCGAGACAUUUGACAAGGUCAAGGAACUCCGAGCAAGCCUGGCAGAGAAACAAACGCAAUUGACCAAGAAGGAUGCUGAAGCAAACGAGAAGCUGCAGCAGCAAAAGAAGGCAGGGUCGAUCAAGAUGCAAGCUAGACUUGCCAAGGACAAGGAGGAGAUUCAAAAGCGACAAGAGGUGGUCAAUACUGAUUUGGCGGCAGCUGAACCCGCUGUCAUUGAGGCGCAGAAGAGUGUGCAGAACAUCAAGCGCCAGCAUCUUACCGAAGUCAGAUCCAUGCAGAACCCUCCCGCUGGUGUCAAGCUUGCGCUUGAAGCUGUGUGCACGAUUCUUGGCCACAAGCCCGACAGCUGGAAGACCAUUGUCUCCAUUGUCAGGCGCGACGAUUUUAUCGCCAGUAUCGUGACAUUCGACAACGAGAGGCAGAUGACUGCUGCACACCGGAGGAAGAUGCAGAACGAGUACUUAUCCAAGGAGGAGUUUACAUUCGAGAAAGUUAACCGCGCUUCCAAGGCUUGCGGUCCCCUCGUGCAAUGGGUAUCCGCGCAAGUUACCUACUCCGACAUUCUCGACCGUGUCGGACCCCUACGUGCUGAGGUCGACAACUUGCAGGUUGAACUACAGAAGACGGAAGAGGGCGCCAAAGAGACCCAAAUCCUUAUCCAAAACCUCGAGGAGAGUAUCGGACGUUACAAGACCGAGUAUGCAGCCUUGAUCAGCGAAACACAAGCCAUCAAGACCGAAAUGUCGACUGUCCAGUUCAAGGUUGACCGCAGUGUGCGACUUCUUGACAGUUUGUCAUCUGAGCGUACUCGAUGGGAGGAGAGCAGCAAGUCGUUCGAUUCUCAAAUCGAUACCAUUGUUGGUGACGUUUUGGUUGCCGCGGCUUUCAUCGCAUAUGCUGGUUACUACGACCAGCAAUACCGAAAGGCGCUUACCGAGGACUGGUAUGAUCAUCUGAAGCAGUCUGGCAUCAGCUUCAAGCCAACAAAUCCAUUCACGGAAUAUCUAUCUACAGCUGAUGAUCGACUCAAUUGGCAACACAACGGUUUACCUGUUGAUGACCUUUGCACUGAGAACGCCAUCGUCCUGCAGCGUUUCAACCGUUACCCACUUAUCAUCGAUCCGUCUGGCAGGACUACCGAGUUCUUGCAGAACGAAUGCAAGGAGCGCCGCCUCACGGUCACCAGCUUCUUGGAUGAUUCGUUCACCAAGCAGCUCGAGAGUUCUCUGCGUUUCGGUAACCCUAUCUUGAUUCAAGAUGCCGAACAUCUGGACCCUAUCCUCAACCAUGUUCUCAACAAGGAGUAUCAGAAGACUGGAGGUCGUGUCCUCAUCCAACUUGGCAAGCAAGAGAUUGACUUUUCGCCGUCUUUCCGCUUAUACUUGUCUACUCGCGAUCCUUCUGCCAACUUCGCUCCCGAUAUUUGCAGUCGUACCACCUUUGUCAACUUUACAGUCACGCAGAGCAGCUUGCAAACCCAGACCCUUAACGAGGUUCUCAAGUCUGAGAGGCCUGAUGUCGAUGAGCGACGCUCGAAUCUCAUCAAGAUGCAGGGAGAGUUCGCAGUCCACCUUCGUCAACUCGAAAAGCGCUUGUUGCAGGCUCUCAAUGAGUCGCGCGGUAACAUUCUCGACGACGACCGCGUCAUCGAAACUCUCGAGACACUCAAGAAGGAAGCCAAGGAGAUUUCUGAGAAGGUCUCCGAGACCGCCGGCGUUAUGACUGAGGUUGAGAAUAUUACAAAGGAGUACACUGUUGUUGCUCGUUCUUGCUCGGCAAUCUUUGCUGUGCUAGAGCAACUUCACCACCUCAAUCACUUCUACCAGUUCUCACUUCAGUACUUUACACAGAUCUUCGAGGCGGUGUUGCGCAAGAUUCGCAACUCUUCCAUCACUGGACAUGCAGCCCGAAUUGAGCAGAUCGUUACUGAGCUCUUUGUUGAUGCUUACCGUCGUACUUCUCUGUCUUUGCUCCAGAAAGACCGUGUUACGUUCGCCAUGUUGCUUGUACAAGCAGCACCCUACAAGAUGGACAAGACGCACAUUGACCAGGUUCUCGACCCCGAUCUUAAGGGCAUUGAUGUGUCGACCGAAAUAGACCGCAAAGCAGAGGCCAUGGAGCGUGCAAGCAAGAUUCCGAUUUUCAAGGAUGUGCUCGAGAAGAUUGACGAGAGCGCGUGGGAUGCAUUCCUCAACGAAGAAAUGGGAGAGCGACAUGUGCCGCAGGCUUGGCCGGAAGAUCUUACCAAGUUCGACCAGCUCCUGCGAGCUCUCAUUCUCGUCAAGCUGUUCCGUGUUGACCGCUUUGUUCCCGCUGUGGAGCGAUUUGUCACUGAGGUCUUUGGCAAGGGUAUUCUCGAUGCCAGCGGUGACUUGGGUGAUAUUGUCAAGCAAGUCAACGCCGUCACCCCAGUUGCUCUCAGCUCCAGUCCUGGCUUCGACGCCAGUUACAAGGUCGACAACCUUGUCGAAAGAGAGCAAGUCAGCUGCUCCAAUAUUGCAAUGGGUUCCAACGAAGGUGCCGCCGCAGCAGAUAAGGCUAUCGCCAAUGCCGCUACUACCGGUAACUGGGUACUUGUCAAGAACGUCCAUCUCACACCUCAGUGGCUACAAUCGCUCGAGAAGCGUCUUGAGGCACUCAAGCCCAACCCUGACUUCCGUCUCUUCCUUUCCAUGGAGUCUAGUCCGAAGAUUCCCGUCAACUUGCUCCGAGCGUCGCGUGUUCUGUCAUACGAGCAGCCCGCUGGUGUGCGCGCCAACAUGAAGGAUUCCUUGUCAUCCUUGGCAGAGAAGGCAAUCAAGCCACCUGUGGAGAAGGCCCGUGUCUAUCUCCUAUUGUCUUUCUUGCAUGCGGUUAUCCAAGAGCGUCUGCGAUAUGCACCCACGUUGGGAUGGAAGGGCUUCUGGGAAUUCAACGACAGCGAUUACGAAUGCUGCAGCUUCAUCAUCGACACCUGGAUCGACACCGUUGCCCAAGGCCGUUCCAACAUUGCCCCAACCAAGAUCCCAUGGGAGAUGCUGCGCUAUCUCAUCACGGAAAUGUACGGUGGCAAGAUCGACAACACGGAGGAUUGGCACAUCCUCUCAUCUCUUGUCGACUCGUGCAUGACUCCCGCGGCGUUUGAGGACAACUUCAAGAUUGUCAAGGAGACGGAGCACAGUGAGGGUCUUGAGCUACCUACCUCGACUAGCUGGAAGGACUUCAUGGGCUGGGUCAAUGAUCUGCCUGAGCGCGAGCCACCGACAUACUUGGGUCUCCCGGCUAAUGCGGAGAAGUUGCUGCUUGUGGGCCAGGCGAAUGAUAUGGUGGGUGGAUUGAAGAAGGUGGUGGAGAUGUUGGAUGAGGGUGAGCAGAUUAUGGCUGAGGCAGAGUCGUAG